This is a messenger RNA of Eruca vesicaria subsp. sativa (arugula), 2431 nucleotides long. Lineage: Eukaryota; Viridiplantae; Streptophyta; Magnoliopsida; Brassicales; Brassicaceae. The record is from the annotation of a GenBank genome assembly.
CUCCAAGAAAGAAACAAUCUAUCUCGUCGUCACAUUCUCUCUAUCCACCCAACUCAAAAGUUUCCUCCUUUUUAAUUGCGGCUUUACUUUUUUUUAGCUCAAAGAUCCACAUUGCAGAGUUUCCUUGUAAUCUGAAGAGUUAGCUUUCAAGUGUACAUCGAAAGUUCGAAACUUGAGAUCUGUUUGAUUUAAAUGGAUGAUGAGAUUGUAAUGUGUUAGAGAGUGAGAGUUGUCGGUUCAUAUACUCUAAUCAGUCUUCGAUCUUUUUUUUUUGUUUAAAUUAAUUAGUACUGAGAGAGAGGUUAUAAGAAAGAGGUCGUGUUAAUCCCUUCGAAAUGUGUGGUUGACUUAAGAGUGAGAGAUUCUGGAUUUUUUCGAGGAGAGUAAUAAAUGUUCUUCCCUGUUUUUGCGUUCUGAUUUACAUAUUUUGAGAUCUGGGCUCAUUAUUAUUGCUGCAGAGAGAGAAAGAGAGAUUCUUCUUGUUAUCCGAGUAGACUAUUUCUAUAUUUGUAUUUCUCCGGAGCAAGAUUCAAGUUGAUGAAAUCCUGUUGUGAGGAGUCAUAUGCAUUUAGUAAUGUGUAAAGCGGAGAAGUUUCUAUACAACAAGAAGCUUUGGGAGAUGAAGGUUAAGUAUCUAGGAGACAGCAAGAUUGACAAGUUCAACAACUCCUUGGUUUCCAGGUCUCGUAUGAGCCUUUGGAUGAUUCGUGCUAUCACCAUAUUGUUGCUAUGGAGUUGUUUUGUUCAUUUGGUGGCUGUGGGAGGGAUGUGGGGACCUAGAUUGUUGAAAGGAUGGCCUUCUUGUUUCAUUAGUCACCAUGAUCUCCCAAUGGCUGCACCAGAAAUGACUUCUCUUCCCAUCAAAAUAGCCCUCCCUCCUAAAAGGAUAUAUCAGAACAAUGGCUAUCUUAUGGUUUCUUGCAAUGGAGGGCUCAACCAAAUGCGAGCAGCGAUAUGUGAUAUGGUCACCAUUGCAAGAUACAUGAAUGUCACACUAAUUGUACCAGAGCUUGACAAGACCUCUUUUUGGAAUGAUCCAAGUGAGUUCAAAGACAUAUUUGAUGUGGAUCAUUUCAUAACUUCUCUAAGGGAUGAGGUUCGUAUACUCAAAGAGCUUCCUCCAAGGCUUAAGAGAAGGGUUGAGCUCGGUGUGUACCACACCAUGCCUCCUGUUAGCUGGUCCAACAUGUCCUACUACCAAGACCAGAUUCUUCCCCUGGUGAAGAAGCACAAGGUCUUACAACUGAACAAGACCGAUACUCGUCUAGCGAAUAACGAACUUCCUGUUGAGGUUCAGAAGCUGAGAUGCAGAGUAAAUUUCAACGGGCUUAGGUUUACUCCAAAGAUUGAAGAAUUAGGUAGAAGAGUAGUCAAGAUUCUGAGGGAGAAAGGUCCCUUUCUUGUUCUACAUCUCAGAUACGAAAUGGAUAUGCUUGCAUUUUCUGGUUGCUCACAUGGUUGCAACCGCUAUGAAGAAGAAGAACUCACAAGAAUGAGAUAUGCUUAUCCGUGGUGGAAAGAGAAAGUAAUAAACUCAGAGAUGAAGAGGAAAGAAGGUCUUUGCCCCUUGACUCCAGAAGAAACAGCUCUUACACUAUCUGCCUUAGGCAUUGACCGUAAUGUUCAGAUUUACAUAGCUGCUGGAGAGAUAUACGGUGGUAAAAGGCGUUUAAAGGCUUUAACAGACGUCUUUCCUAAUGUGGUCAGGAAAGAAACUCUGCUGGAUUCCUCUGAUUUGAGUUUUUGUAAGAACCAUUCUUCUCAAAUGGCUGCUCUUGAUUACCUCAUCUCUUUGGAAAGUGAUAUAUUCGUUCCUACUUAUUAUGGGAACAUGGCCAAAGUUGUGGAAGGUCAUCGCAGGUUCUUGGGUUUCAAGAAGACGAUUGAUUUGAACAAGAAGUUCUUGGUUAAUCUAAUAGAUGAAUACUAUGAAGGACUGUUGAGUUGGGAAGUGUUUUCAACUAGGGUGAAGGCCUUUCACGCUACAAGAAUGGGAGGUCCCAAGAAGCGGCUUGUGAUUCCAAAUAAACCGAAAGAAGAAGACUACUUCUAUGCGAAUCCAUAUGAAUGUCUUCAGCUGUUACAUGAGAAUGAUAAUGGCAGUUCAUUAGAUGAAACCAUUUGAUCAGAUCAUUUUCAUCUCUGUUAGAUAUGGGUGAUGCAGGACAUGGAUGGGUGAAUAAUGAAGUUAUCAAUCUUGAGGAUAAGAUUUUUUUAAAGAGGUUAUGUAGGGUUCUUUGGUGUACAGAGACACCUGAAGAGCUUCCAUGGAUGUUGUAGGAAGAAUGGUUGAAUUUUCAUUGUAAAGUUUGCAGAUUUGUCAUUUGGCACCAUCACCUCAUUCAUGGACUUCAGUUUUGUAGCUGAAAAAUAAACAAAGCAGUGUAUAAUUAUGUUACACAUUAUUAUAAUUAUUUGAAAAUAAAUGUGG